GGGAAGUUGAACGGGUGGGAAAAUCAUAACAAGCGACAAACUGCGCGAAGUAAGACAGCUAACUUUUCUUGCGAUCGUUUUGACACUCAUACACUUGGAAACAAAUCUACUUCGCCAUCGUACUAUUACAGCCACCUGUCAAGCUAAAAUGUACUUGCUAGUAUUCGUUUUUUGCGAGCAUUAUUGAGCUGGAUAUAGCUAGCUAAACGCCUCACUUGUUUUGGCUAGGAAGGAUGGGAGACAGGACCCUGCUGCGGGAAGUUAAGCGGUGGGCGGUUGAAGAAUUUAAUCUACCAGCCCAAAGUCUCCCAAACGACAACUACUUUAAAACGUGCGUAACGUCAUUCAUAAAUGUCCUAUUUAACGUACAUGCACCUUUCUUUGGCCUUGUUGAACUAUUCCUUUUUGUCUUGGUAGCAAUUCUAACUACAGUCUUGCAUAAUGCAUAUCGGCAGUUGCAGACUAAUUAAAACGAAUUUGUCCCAACAUUGAGUUAACCCAAGUAACGUUAAGUAUAUUGAUGUUUGUUUUGAUUCAGGUUAUGUGUUGGCCCAGGUGCCUCUAUAUGGAGAUAUGUCACACAACAUAUUUUCAAUCAGAGGUGGGUAUGCAGACUUAUUUUGUUGUACUUCCUAGUGUUUCUAUCAAUUAUGUGUAGUAGCUAGGUCAACUAUUGUCGUUUUGUCCUAAUACGUUUGUUCUUCCAAUAUCUUCGUAUAAUUCCUUUCUCAUUGCAGGAAUGUAAGGGUUAUGCGUGGAAAUCUCCAAUGGUAUCCUUUAUUUUUGGUGUCUUUGAGUUAUCUACAACUGGGGUCAUUUCAUUGUCUCUUGAUAGGAUAACUGCCUAAUUUCUCUGACACGAAUAUGACACACAGGUUUUGUUGUAUGUACAGUUGUACAAGCCUUGACAUUGAUCUCUCAGGUACAAAGUUCUGCAAGAUAAGGAGGUACAACCAUAUUUCUCUAAACAAAUGUCUAGAUAGUUUGAUAUAGUCUUAAAAAUGUGAUACUGUAGCUAUGUGUUAGCAUUAUGUUUUCUGUGCGCUCAUUCUUUCUUUUACAUUAUUGUAUGUAUUUGUUUGCAGUUGAAACAGGUAGUGGGGCAGAGUGAUGCUGCUAAGCGGUUUGAGCUUCAGGAGCAGAUAGAGGAGCUGAAAGCAGAACUAAACCACCUGGACUCUCAAAUCAAUGGGACUGAAGCACAGCUAGUUACUGAGGGUGAGCAUUUUACCAAAUAUAUCAUUUCUUUCCACAUACCACAUCCUAAAAUGUGCUAGGUCUGUAUAUGUUGAUGUCCUCUUUCGCCUUGACGUGUUGUACUCUGUCAUCUCUUUGUAUUGAGUAGAGGAGUCCAUUAACCGGAGCUGGGAGAUGGUGGAGGAGAACCAACGCAGGGAGCUCCUUUUACAGGCUUUUAAGCAGCGCUGCAUGAAGGAGCGACACUCUCUCUCAGAGGAUACCUGCAAGAUCAUUGGGCACUACCAGGUUCUGGAGCAGCUCUCUAGGUGUGCUUGCUAGAGCCUCUGCCGUUCACCAUUACCAUUUCUUACCACACUUCCACAUGCAUUUGACGCCUCAAGCCAAGCCCAAAUCCAUUCUUUACUUUUGGUGUGUUUUGCAGGAAGGCAGAGGUGGAGGUGGUGUUUGGAAAUCAAACCUCCAAUAGCAGUGGGGACCAUCUCAACUCAACAGGAGCAGAGCCUCAGGUUCUGGUAAGUGCUUUUACUAUAUUCUGUUAGUUAUAUGAUAGUCUUUGAAGUGAUGGUUUUGCAUUUUACUGGUCUUGUUUGUUUUCCCCCUUAGCGUAACGUCAGAGAGCUGUGUGAUGAAAGACUCCACUUCUUCCAGUCUUUACAAGAGAGUGAACUGAAGAUUACAUCAUCCACUGGCACACAGUAAGAAUUAUCAGAUGGUUUUAUAUUGGAAACGGAGUCAUCUAUGAGAUACUUCUAUUGCUAAAUCAUCAUUGUCUCUCUCUCUUCAGCUUGACAUGUGAACAGAGAACUGCAGUAUUUCAGCAUUGGUUAAGUGCUGUGGAGGUAAGUUGCAUUGUUUGCACCUAGUUAGUUACAUCAUGGUCUAUUUCAUAUUUUCUUCAUUUGAGUGAGAAUCAUAUUGUUUUUUUUCCAUCUCAUCAGGACUUGUUACAAUGCUAUCCUCCAAACCAAGUGCUGUCAGCCUUGCAGUACCUGGCCUUGGGACAGGAAAUGACAUUGGAGGAGAUAAUUGCCUCUUUGGAUGUGGCUCGUGAUGUUGCUGCAUUACGGUAAAUGUUUUUUUUGUUUGUAUUUUACAUUUUUACAUUGACAUUUUAGUCAUUUAGCAGAUGCUCUUAUCCAGAGCAACUUACAGUUAGUGAAUGCAUACAUGUUUUUUUUGUUGUUUUCAUACUGGCCCCCCGUGGGAAACGAACCCACAUCCCUGCCGGCCAAACCCUCCCCUACCUUGGACGACGCUGGACCAAUUGUGCGCCGCCCAAGUCUCCCAGUAGCGGCAGAGCCUGGACUCAAACCAGGAUCUCUAGUGGCACAGCGCCUUAGACCACUGCGCCACUCGGAAGUUACCCCCUUUAUCUCCACAAUUUCGAUCUUGUCUCAUCACUGCAACAGGCUCGGGAGGCGAAGGUCGAGUCAUGCGUCCUCCGAAACAUGACCCUCCAAACCGCGCUUCUUAACACCCGCCCGCUUAACCCAGAAGCCAGCAGCACCAAUGUGUCGGAGGAAACACUGUUCAACUGACGACCGAGGUCAGCCUGCAGGUGCCCGGGCCCGCCACAAGGAGUCGCUAGAGCGCGAUGAGCCAAAUUAAGCCCCCCCGGCCAAACCCUCCCCUAACCCGGACUACGCUGGGCCAAUUGUGCGCCACCCAAUGGGACUCCCGAUCACGGCCGGUGGUGGUACAGCCCGGGAUCGAACCCGGGUCUGUAGUUACGCCUCUAGCACUGCGAUGCAGUGCCUUAGACCGCUGCACCACUCGGAAGGCUGGUAAAUGGUUAAAUUGAUAAGGAAGUUAGCUGGACAAAAAGAACUGCAUGGAUUUGAAUUAUAGGGGCAAAUGUAUCUGUUUUUAUUUUAGGUUUCGCUACGAGAGUAAUCACAUGCUCGACAUCUCAAAAGAAGAGGAAGAGCUACCACCCGUUAAGAGUCUUUUACAGGUGCUUUACACAUGUUUCAGUUUACACUAAAACACCAACAUGGGGCCAAGACACUGCAUAGGCUGGAACAGUAAUAUCUGUGUCUGAUCUGCAGUCAGCCUGGGAGGAGGUAGAACAAAGUCUGAUGGAACUGGCUCAGACGCGGUCACGAAUUCAACAGCUCAAGACCCAGCUUCAUGCCCGAAAGAAAGAAGCACAGUUGGAGCUGAUUGGUGGGGAAUCUCAAACUGAAGCCUUGUCACGGUAAGUCUGCACUACAGAUUGGCUUCUUCCACAACAUUUCCAUAACAUAAAUGAACAUGCUCAGCCUCUAAAGUAGUCAUGUCAAUUCAUCAAAAUACUCUAGUUUGUUGUCUGUAUCUGUUGUUUGUGAUGCUCUCUACUCUUUCCCAGUUUAAAACCUAUUUUCUCCCAUGUUUCCAUCCUUCCCAGGUCAGUGUUUAAGCUGGAGAUGCAUUGUGUGAUUCAGGCAGCAGUGCGAGCUGGUGUGCAGGACCAGUGUGUUCAAAUGGAGCAGCAUGCCAGAGACCGACAGGAGGCCCUGCGCAACCUGCGGAGCCAAUGGCAAAGCAUCAUGGACUUCAGACAGCUUGGGGUAAGGAAACCUGCCAUCAUUCAAAAAAAUGUGCAGUCUCUUUUUACUUUUGUGUCUUCCACACACACCACAGCAUUUCACCACUUGCCACACAUUUACCUAAAUAAGUGUGACACACUUUUGUCAUGUUUUUAUUUAUAGGAUGUCAGGCAGGAACAGAUAAGAGGUCUGAUCAAGGGGAACUCGACAGCUAAGACUGAACUGACUCGCGUGCACAAGGAGGUAGGCCCAUUCUAUGCUGCUGUGUACUGUAAUGCAGACUGUGUAAACAGUGGCCAUCUAACUUGACCUUUUCUUCUCUCCUGUCCGACCUAAGAUUGGACAGUUUGUCCAGGGAAGGCUGGCUCCCCAGUUUGCUGAAGUUCUUUCGGCAGCCAAUGGGCUUCGCAACUCUGUGUCCCAGGAGGCCAGACAGUUUGGAAAUGUGUCACUAUUGACACUUGACCGCAGGAUCAUUGAAGGGUAAGAGCUUCCUAUUUGUUGGUGUUUGAUGGGUAGUUGAGUUAUCCUUCUAAUCAUUAUUUGGUCUGGAUGAGAAAAAAUGCUCAAAGGGACAUUUUUCAGAUGGUUAAGUUUUGUCAACUGCUAUAUAUUUCAGCGAGCAGAGAAUUCCAGCAGCGUGGUUGUCUAUACAUCGCUUGCAUUCCUUGCCCUUCCACAAUCUGUGUCAAAGCCUGGCUUUCCCAAUGUAUAGGGUGAGUCCCAGCAGAUUAUUCCAUGACCAUUUAUGCACCUAGUGGUUUGCUUCUUGCUCUUAUCCUCUUGUUUAAUUACGUGUUGUCUAUUUUGUCCCUCUUUAUGAUUCUCUGCCAGGCCCCUGAGGAACUGUACACCCAAGCGCUAUCCCAGCAUCUGGAGCUUCGCUUUCUGCGUCGUUUGCUGCAAUUGCACUCCUCCUCUUUAGCAAAUGUAGAGAAGCAUGGAGCGCAGCUACCUGCACCUGACCAACAAGGUACAGAUCUUCUAUAGCGUUCAUAAGAUGCCAAUCAAACCGUAUCACUCCUCUUUACCUGGUUAACCAAAGGCAGAUUAUGCCAUGUUACAUGUUUGAUAUCUUUAUCUCUCAUUCAUCUCCCUUUUAUGUAUUCCUCCUUAGCCCUCCUGCUACGUGUACUGGAGGAAGACAAGGACCUGCUUAAGUCUUUGUUGCCCAGGGUUCGGGAGCUUACCCAGCGCUGCUCACAGGGCCUUUCGAAUGGGAAUCAGGUCAAGACUGCCAUUUCCCAUUGGUAAGUGCUACCAUCAACACUUUCUCCCAUAUAGCUCUCUUACUCGUAUUGAACCUCCAUAUUAUUCACCAGCUAGACUAUUGACAAUUCACUUUUCUCUUCUGUUUUCUUUCUGUGCAGGUGGGAUCAGCCUGCUCAGUUUGCUCUGCCUGACAUACGUAAGGGGGGACUGACUUUUCAGCAGUGGCUACAGAGGUGGAAAUUUGCAGCUAAGGCUUCUUGAUGAGCUCCCUAGAAAAUAAAGACAAAACUGAAGUGCAUAGAUACCCAGCAAACGGGACGUCCUAAGGAUGUCCAGGGGACCAUGAAACAACCUCCUGACGUUCCGGUGACGUCCUAACGACUCAUUUAUGUUCGCAGGGUAUGCACCAAGGUUAAUUUUAGAGAACAAUACGGUUCUUUGUAGUACUAAAACUACAAUUUUAUUUCCACUGACAUUAAUUUACAAUAUUGUUUGUUUCUCACAUCUCCUUUUUGCUAAACAUGCCAUUCAAUGU
Messenger RNA from Coregonus sp. 'balchen', 5475 nucleotides. NCBI's taxonomy places the organism in Eukaryota, Metazoa, Chordata, Actinopteri, Salmoniformes, Salmonidae. The record is from the annotation of a GenBank genome assembly.